This is a messenger RNA of Diceros bicornis minor, 303 nucleotides long. RefSeq names its product protein PIP-1-like. The record is from RefSeq and is a predicted model, not a curated record. The transcript has 3 exons. Lineage: Eukaryota; Metazoa; Chordata; Mammalia; Perissodactyla; Rhinocerotidae. Bases 1 to 303 code for a protein of 100 amino acids.
AUGGGUAGGCACCUCCUGCUGCCGCUGCUGGUUAUCCUGUCCUCACUGCUGGGCUUCCUGCAAGCUCUAAUAUGUUUCGAGUGUGAUCGAAUCAAUGCCAGUGGGAUUUGUGUGAGUGGGGAAAGCUUCUGCCAGACUCAAGGCAGCCAGCAGUGCUAUGUGAGGAAGGUCUAUGAAGACGACACAAUUUCACAUGGAUACCAGGGUUGUAGCAGCAUAUGUAUUGAUAUGUGGCUUUUUAGUCACCAUGUUGCUGUGGAUUUGAAAUGCUGUCAUGACUCUUCUUUCUGCAACAAGUUCUAA